CCCCGUAAUUUCGUGCAAGUUUUGAGAGGCGCGGAAAUAAGCCCAUGAAGAAGAUAAUGAACUGCCAACGACCGUUAUCCGCUUAUCUGCCUGCAGCUAUUGCAGCGCUGAGCCUGAGCCUGCCUGGCUCGCACCUUUCUCCAGAGACAUUCCGGCAAGCCAAGUUCGAUCAACCUCAGGUGAGUUUAACAUUCUGGGAGCUACUAUAUCAUCUCCUGAAUCAUAUCCAUGGUGGAGGACUGAUAAAGUCUGCUGAUACAGGCACCCAAGUCAGAUUUGUCAAAUAUGCAGCCUUGAGCUACGGAUAUAGAAGGCUAAAAUUUUAUCAGCUUCCUGCUGAUGGUUCAAAAGCGAGCAGAGAACUGCUAUUGGCACUUUCUUGGUUCCUUUGCAGAAUAGCUCUAAUGGAAAAGUUAUUGAUACUAAACAGAUUUAAACUUUGGGAUCAAGCAACAGUAUGCAUGUGCAAUGCUCCUCUAAAAUGUUUGCAAGAUGGAAAAAGCCUUGUUUCUAAACCUCACAUUAAAGGCCAGAAAGAUGUCCAAUAUCUUCAGUGGUUGAAUGGCCAUCUGAAACUCCAGUGGCGGAGUUACCACUCUGACCAGGAAGAGCGAUGCAAGUUACUGCAUAAGGUACAUACCUACACAAUAGGUUCUCAUACUGACCCUGUUAUUGACCAUUUCUCAGUCCUAGAAGUUGAUGUUGGAAGACAACCAGAAAGAUAUAAGCAGUUGCUGAAUUUUGUGGAAUCUGAUUGCUCCCAUCUAGAAGCAUUUUUGAAGUGGAAGCCUAUGGAAUCCCUUUAUUGGCAUUGGAUGGAGACUGUUUUGAAUAUGGUAACAGAAGAUACCCAGAACCACACUAUGUGUUACAAGGACUGUUUUUUGCCAGGUACUGACUUGGGAUGCCAUAAUGUUAGCAGAAUUAUGGAAGAACUCGACAAAUGUAAGAAAGAUCUUCUGAGUCUGUACCAGGAGUUACAUGAGCAUAGAACCCUCAAGAAACUGGCUUGCUAUGGAGAGGUCAGAACAAGGCAAGAAAAAAAAGGAGAGGAAGAUUUUUGCAUGGCUGUAAGAAAAGUACAAGAAAUUGUGGAGCUGAAAUUCUCUGACCUUAAGUGCAAUAAUAGUACCUGUGGAAGCAAUAAAUUGCACGGUCCAUAUAGACUAGUUUAUAAAAAAAAAUGUUUAAAGGAAACUAAAAUGGAUACUAUUAGAACAGCAGCAUCUACCAAGGCCAUUAGAGAAGGAAUCACUGCCACUGAUGUGAUCAGUUUUCUGAAAAAGAAAGAGGCAAGACUGAAGGCACAUCUAAAGCAGCGACAAGAGGGAGAUAGGCAGAAGAUUCAUAAAGUGGCAAAGAAACUUGGUCAAGUGCUUUUCAUCCCACCAAUGAAAACACAAAAAGCAAGAAUAAGUGCAGAAAUUGACAAAGUUCACCACAUUUGAAAGAACAUUUUGAGAUUGCUUCAAAUUGCUUCACCCAUUUUUGACAUUUAUUUCUGCCUUCUGAAUGCAGCUGCUGGUCCUUUAGGCUUACUAUGCACCCUCUCAUUUUCAAAAGGAUAAUAUCUUUUAAGUGUGCUACAUAUUACCUCAGGGCUAUUAAUGAACAGGAGGCUAAUAUUAAUGUCUUUUAAAAUUAUUUUUAUCUCAGGUAUGUGUUGGUGCCCAGUUUCAGUUUAGCUAGAAUAGAUUUCAACACCACACUACACUAAACUCUCAUACUAAAUAUUUGAACAAGAGGUGUAUGAGAAUGCUGUAUAUUUAGUACCAUCUUCAAUAAAGAUUUUGAUUAAGUAUUACUUGACAUGCUGAUUAUCAAGCUUGCUAAAUGUUGGCUGAGUGGCAUGACAAUUGAUAUUUUAAUUAAUCAUUUGAAUGCAAAAGUGGAAAGAUCCUUAUCAAAUGUUCAGAUGUAAUUGAGUAGGGUAGCUAGAAAGCAGAAAUAGAAUUCAAAAAAAUCUCACUAUGCUGGACAAAUGGCAUGAAAUUAACAAAUUCAGCAUAGACAUGUUCAAAGUUCUUCCUCUGGAAAACCAUCACUGAAUGCUUAAAAUAUGGGAUAGAGCAGUUGUUCUCAACCUUUUCUUCAUCAUGGACUCCCUUUAAAUACCUUUUGUGGCCACGGACAAUGGCCACGGACCACUAAGACCUAACUCAAGAUUUAAAUCAUAACUUUUCUUCACAGCUUGCCCUGUGAUGAUAUUGUGAUCUUCCAAAGGUCCGCAGACCACAGGUUGAGAAUCAUUGGGAUGGAGGAUACCUGACCUGGUAUUAAUAUUUGUUUUUAAAAAAACCCUCUUAGAAUAGUACUGAUUCCAAAUAGGAAUUUCUUGUAGCUGAAAGAAUGCAAAUGCAAUUUAGGGGUGUAUCAAAUCAGGCAUAUUUUUUUAAUCAUAUGAAGCAAUCAUUUCACUCUAUUCUGCUUUGGCCAGACCACUGUCCAGUUCUGGGCCCAGAAGAAUUCAGAGAAAUUGUAAUACUUUAAAUUAGGAUAAUGAAAUGUAUAAAAGAAUUAGAAACUACAUCUUAGGAAGAGACGGUUGGUCUUCACUGAUAACUGAUCAAGGUAUGAUAACACUCUUCUGAUACUUGCAUAGAAGCUCAAGGCCUAUUCUCAAUCCAGACUGCAGGAUAUAAAAUAAUGAUUUUAAAUUUCAGAACUGAUUGAAUGUUAGUAAAAACUUCCUAACAGUGGGAUCAUUCAAUAGUGGAACCAAUUACUGAGAAGCAGUGUGCUUCUUUUUAUGUGAUUAUGUGUUCAAGCAGAGACUACACAACCACCUGCCAAGGACACGUUAAUGUGACAACUUGCGCUGAGCAGGGAGUAUGAUCUGAUGAACAAAAUCAAUUGCCCCAUCUAUUUUUUGUGUCUAAAAGCAUUGAAAUUACUUAUUUUAAGCCUUAGGCAUAAACAAUAGCACAUCUGGUAUUCUGUGAUCACUUAAAAUAUAUCUUUAAAGAAAGAUAUGUAAAGAAAAUCCAUUUUGAGACACCUUUCCUGCAACCUAUAUGAAGAUUUUUUUUCACAAAGCUGUUUGCUUUUUUCAGUAUAACAUUUCAAUAAGAAGUAGAUUUUUUAAAAAGCAGCUAAAGCUUCACAAAUAGGCAUGGAAGAUUUCAUAGACCCAAGAAUUCUCCCUCAGGCUAUUAUGGUUAAAAUUCUAGGGACAAAAUGGAGAAGUGAAAAGAAAAAUUCAUGUUAUUAAAUGACUUCUACUCUCAAAUUUUAGAGUUAUAGCAAAUUCAAUCCUGUCAUGUAUAAUAUAUAGCACAUAGGUUACACAAAAUAUUGUUGGGGGAUAAUGUUUUGCUUGGGUCGACUUAGUGACCUGUAGUUAGUAUGUGUCUCACGAUGGCUGAGGAGGGCAUUUUAUGGCCAUGAUUUGCUAUUGCUGUUGGAUUACUCAGAGCUGUCUGGACCCAUUUUGGAAAAUGCUCCUUCAUUCUGAAAGCCAAACACCUAUCAGUUCUGCCGAUGUAAUUGUCUCUGCAAUUGCACACAAAUUGGUAAAUACAAUGGGCUUUGGCGCUGAUAGGUUGUGCUUUCUUAAUUAAUGGUAACGGUAGCUUCUGGGUUUGAUGCAGUACAUGAAGCUCACCAUACUGAAUGUUGUUUCAGUUAAGGUAUUUAAGCAUUGAGUCAUCAGGCAUGUUGAUCCCCCUUAAAUGGCAGCUCAAUAAAAACUUCAUUUUUACUGACAGUUGGAACUGCUGGCUUUUGGUCUUUUAUUUUACUGUGUCUAUCAAUGAAAUGAGUUGGAAUAGCCAUUUAAACAGGGUUUGGGUUAGGAAUUCUAAUUCUUCCUUUAAGCAGUCCUCAGUGCAUAUUUAAUAUGCUUAUAUAAACAGUAUCCAUACCAGCACAUGUUUAUAUUUAAUUGGUGCAAAGCUUGAAAAAUUCAGAUACUGGCCAGAUCAUGUCAAUUUCCUGUAUACGUUCUUUUAAUGGAACCAUAACACCUUUGGAUGAUCAAUAUGUCCAGAAAGGGUAAAUGUUCAU
Molecule: messenger RNA, 4005 nt
Organism: Pseudonaja textilis
Lineage: Eukaryota; Metazoa; Chordata; Lepidosauria; Squamata; Elapidae
Gene: TEDC1
Product: tubulin epsilon and delta complex 1
Source: RefSeq, a predicted model, not a curated record